Molecule: messenger RNA, 613 nt
Organism: Racocetra fulgida
Lineage: Eukaryota; Fungi; Glomeromycota; Glomeromycetes; Diversisporales; Gigasporaceae
Source: the annotation of a GenBank genome assembly
UGCUAAUACAAACCCCUCUCCAACUGGUGCUAAUACAAACCCCUCUCUAACCGUUCUGAUACAAACCUCUUUUUCAACUGAUACUAAUACAAACUUCUCUUCAACUAAUGCUGAUACAAACCCCUUUAACCGUGCUAACUAUAUCAUUGUUGAAGAUUCUGAUUCUUCAACAAACUCUAGUUUAUUAAAUAGUGACUUAGAUUUUUUUGAUAAUUUGGAUUUUUCAACUAACUACAUAUUAUCAGAUAACAGUUUGGAUCUGCAUUUAGAUAAUAGUUCGGAUUUGCAUUUAGAUAAUAGUUCAGAUUUGCAUUUAGAUAAUAGUUUAGAUCUGCAUUUGGAACUACAAGCAAAGGAAUUACUUAAAGAAGAUAGCGAUUACAAUAAAGAGACAUCGAAAAAAAAAUCCAAGAAAUUAAAAACUAACCAUGUACCAAAGGAAUCAAACCUUACUUCUAAUGAAAUCAAAUUGGCUAAUAUCAUUUCACAGAUUCGAACAAAAUAUCAAUGCCAUGUCUAUCCUACGCCUUGUUAUAUUGAAGAUAAUAAGCAUCUUCAAUUAAUGCCUGCACGCUUGCACUUAUGGGCACAGGAUGAAGUUAGUAUUAGAUAA